Messenger RNA from Knipowitschia caucasica, 303 nucleotides. The record is from the annotation of a GenBank genome assembly. Lineage: Eukaryota; Metazoa; Chordata; Actinopteri; Gobiiformes; Gobiidae.
AUGAAGAGAGGAGGACCAGGACCAGAGCACACCAUGAAGAGAGGAGGACCAGGACCAGAGCACACCAUGAAGAGAGGAGGACCAGGACCAGAGCACACCAUGAAGAGAGGAGGACCAGGACCAGAGCACACCAUGAAGAGAGGAGGACCAGGACCAGAGCACACCAUGAAGAGAGGAGGGACCAGGACCAGAGCACACCAUGAAGAGAGGAGGACCAGGACCAGAGCACACCAUGAAGAGAGGAGGACCAGGACCAGAGCACACCAUGAAGAGAGGAGGGACCAGGACCAGAGCACACCAUGA